UUUCACUAUCUCUUCUUACAUUUGCUCCAACAACCGGCACAGAAACUAGCUUAUCUUUUCUGACAACAUUCACUACUGCAGUUGUGGGUCAAGUUUACGCAUAACUUUCACCCUCUGGUGAACUCGCGGCCCGCUAUCCGACCGUUGAGAUCUUCCAUUUGCAACCUCACUCACUAGCACACGCGCCACUCACUGGAACACAAUCUGUUACAGCUUUAUGAUGCACCAUAUCACACAUCUGACCGUCUGCAACAUUUUGGACCACCCCCCUGGCCAAAGCAUUACAUAAGGUGCCACACCACAAUUGCGCAGACGCAUCCGUUUUUUGGGCGCCUUUUGUUACAGUGAAUCGACAUUUCUUCGUUAUAAAACGUGAUCACCACCGUUGAGGAUGAUCCACAUUGUGUUUGACCGCCAGACACGCCAGGCAUUUUGGGUAUCGUCGUGAACAACACUGACACGAAAGCACUAAAACAUGAAGGUAUUUGUCACCGUUUUGUUUGGUGUUUUUAUCACAAACUGUGCGGCACAUUCCACCAAGUUGGCACUCUUCACACCCUACGAACCGGUUCACCCACUCGAUGAAGGAUAUUUCCCACGGCCAAAGUAUUUCGAGCACGUCGAAACGGGACUGUUACAGGAGCAUCCGAUUGUGAGAUUUCCCGAUUCGCACGCACAUUCUUACGAACCGGAGGUGUCUGAGUUCCACUAUCCACACACCCUUCACCAACCUGUUCACCAUCAUCGCCACCAGCUGUUUCUACCCGAUAAGCGAUAUCUGAGCUUUGUCGCUCCGUCCGCAUCCCUGGUGGCGUACGUUCCAGUACAACGGGGCAAACCAGGCCCGUGGGCUGUACCGAACGUGUUCAUUAAGGGACAGGGUUACAGCACCAACCAUUACGUUGCACCGACGCUGAUGACGAAGCUCCUUGCACAGGAUCCCCGAUAGUUCUGUGGAAAUUCUCAACGAAAACAUCAACAAUAUUGACCACAUCUUGUGUUCCGGUGGGAGAAUAUUCUGCGAGAAAUACAGCUGUUUAUUGACUAAGUUUUAAGUGAAA
This is a messenger RNA of Anopheles funestus (African malaria mosquito), 1061 nucleotides long. RefSeq lists its product as uncharacterized. The coding region runs from base 476 to 949 and encodes 157 amino acids. The transcript is spliced from 2 exons. The record is from RefSeq and is a predicted model, not a curated record. Lineage: Eukaryota; Metazoa; Arthropoda; Insecta; Diptera; Culicidae.